UGUCCGUCUUAGCACCCUUCCUGCACUCGCCAUCCCCAGGCUUGCACGUCAGGCGUGCGCCAGCUCCUACACCGACGCCCGGUUCUUUGGCCCCAGCCCACAGACUAUGCUCGGCCCCCACGAGCUCGCCCUCUCCGCCAGCCCGCAUUCCCUGCCCGACUCGGCCACUCGCUCCAUCGGCCAGGAGUUGCUGACCCCGCCCAUGGCGUGGACACCCCGCAGCGAGGUCGAAGACGAGUUCAAGUUCAACGUCGUCAACCACGAUCUGCUCAGCUCGCCAAAGUUCUCGUACUUCAUCACCAACGUCCUCUUCCAGGUUCUGUACUCGGAACCGCACCAACCCGUCACCCAGUUCGAUCCCGAGAGCUUCCAGAUGGCCCACCGCCUGAUCCACACCCUCCUCCAGAAGGUCUCCCACACCAUGACCGUCUCGAUCGUGCUGGCCUCGAUCAUACUGCUGGAGCGCGUCGCACAUGCCAAGGUCUUCCAGCUCUCCAAGGGCUCCGAGUAUCUGAUGUUUGUGGUUGCACUCAUCAUUGCCAACAAGCUGCAGGACGACUACGCCUGGACCAACAAGUCCUGGACCUCGCUCAGCGGCAUCCAGGCCACCAAGCUGAGCCUGCGCGAGCGCCAGUUCCUCAAGGUGCUGCAUUACGAUCUCUCUGUCAACCAGGCCCGCUACGACUGCUGGGAGCGCUAUUUCAAGUCGAACCAGUUCUAUUGCAAGUAACUGCUCGUUGCUGUGGGAUCCACCGGCCCUCCUCUCCUGCAUCACUGCGUAUUUAUCACCACGGCUCUCUGGACCCUUUCGCUCGCUCGCGCCGGCUGCAUCUCGCCCGCGCCAGCCACCAGCAGCCUCCCCCCUAUGCUUGAUUGUUCUUCUUUGCCUUUCAUGUAUGUACUUUAUAUAGAGAUAUAGAUUGUUGUGCUCGCAUCCGCCAUGCAACAUCUUUCAUUCACCGCACUCGACACACACCACGCACCCAUGCACCCAUCCAUCCAUCUAUGUUCGCCGGCAGCGCCCCUUUUUGGAUCUGGAAUCGAAUACACUCCAUGCAAUGCCCCCGAGAGCCAUCGUGCGCCAGCAGCCAUUUGCUUGAUCCCAUUUUCUCGCAACCAUAUGCUCGCAGCCAAUUCGUUCU
Molecule: messenger RNA, 1142 nt
Organism: Polychytrium aggregatum
Lineage: Eukaryota; Fungi; Chytridiomycota; Chytridiomycetes; Polychytriales
Exons: 2
Coding region: 107-730 (207 amino acids)
Biological process (GO): regulation of cyclin-dependent protein serine/threonine kinase activity
Cellular component (GO): cyclin-dependent protein kinase holoenzyme complex; nucleus
Molecular function (GO): cyclin-dependent protein serine/threonine kinase regulator activity; protein kinase binding
Source: RefSeq, a predicted model, not a curated record